This is a messenger RNA of Mercurialis annua (annual mercury), 2921 nucleotides long. Its product is annotated as pre-mRNA-processing factor 39-1. The coding region runs from base 176 to 2641 and encodes 821 amino acids. Gene Ontology annotation, molecular function: protein binding. Gene Ontology annotation, cellular component: U1 snRNP; commitment complex; U2-type prespliceosome. The record is from RefSeq and is a predicted model, not a curated record. Gene Ontology annotation, biological process: mRNA 5'-splice site recognition; RNA processing. NCBI's taxonomy places the organism in Eukaryota, Viridiplantae, Streptophyta, Magnoliopsida, Malpighiales, Euphorbiaceae. The transcript is spliced from 14 exons.
ACUGUACUUUCCUAGCGUUAUUCACCAAAAAGAAACGAAACUCUUUCACUUCGAACAGAAACUCCACCGUAUCGGCGACGCCAGAGCCAAAUCUACGACGCUCUGCAACCUAAAACGACGCAGCUUCAUCUACUCCAGGUUUUACUAUAUAGAGAGGGAAUUUAUUUAAUUGAGUAUGGGAGAUAGUGAGAUGGUAGUGGCUGAAACAUCUACAGUCACAGAAUACACGUCAGCUGUAUAUACUACUACAACUGCUUACGGUAGUGAUACUGGUGCGAACGUUGUUUCUGAUUCUACUGUUUAUUCCACUGAGGGUACUGCAGCCUUUGCUGCUUCUACUGAUGCAUCAUAUAAUAUGGCAGUGUAUGAAGAUUCUAGUUUGGCUGUACAAGGGGCUACAUAUGAGACUAAGCCAGGUGUUGAAGCAGGAGCUGCUAGUGAGAAUGCAGAAGCUGCUGGGAAUUCAUCUUUGGCGCCACCACUGUCUGCUGGUUACAAUUCUUCUGCAAAUGGAAAUGUCGGUAGUGAAACAGGAAUAACACCGACUGAGAAUGGUACUGCUGCUAAUUUUGCUGGAGAAGCUGCUGCUGGGCAACAGUUUGCGCAUGAAUCAGAGGCACCAAUGUCAGCUGAAGAAGAGCGAUUGUGGAGUAUUGUCAAGGCUAAUUCCUUGGACUUUGAUGCAUGGACUGCCUUGAUCGAUGAAACAGAGAAGAUGGCAGGGGACAAAAUAUUGAAAAUUCGAAAAGUAUAUGAUGCUUUUUUGGCUGAAUUCCCAUUGUGUUAUGGUUAUUGGAAGAAGUAUGCAGAUCAUGAGGCACGUGUUGGUUCAAUGGACAAAGUAGUGGAGGUAUAUGAACGGGCAGUUCUGGGGGUGACAUAUUCAGUGGACAUAUGGUUGCAUUAUUGCAUAUUCACCAUAAGCACAUAUGAAGAUCCAGACACCAUCAGAAGGCUUUUUGAGAGAGGAUUAGCAUAUGUUGGAACAGAUUAUUUGUCAUGCCCUCUCUGGGACAAGUACAUAGAAUAUGAAGAAGCGCGUGGAGAAUGGAGCCAUGUCGCCACAAUUUACACGAGGAUAUUAGAGAUUCCCAAUAAGCGGUUGGAUGAUUAUUUCAAUAGGUUUAAGGAUUUUGCCGCAAGUCACACUUUGUCAGAAUUAAGAACAACCGAGGAAGCUGCUGUUGUCGCGGUGCCUGCUGCUUCAGGGGGCGGUAACCAAGAAAAUGAGGGAGAAGUUUAUCAUGCUAGUGAACAAUCUUCUGAACCUGUAGUUUCUGGAUUAACAGAAGCAGAAGAGUUGGAGAAGUACAUUGCCAGUAGAGAAGAGAUAUAUAAGAAAGCUAAAGAGUUUGAUUCAAAGAUAUGUGAUUUUGAAAAUGCUAUUAGGAGGCCCUACUUUCAUGUGCGGCCUCUCAAUGUUGCCGAGCUUGAAAAUUGGCACAACUAUUUGGAUUUUAUAGAAAGAGAAGAUUUGGACAAGGUGGUCAAGUUAUAUGAACGAUGCCUAAUUGCUUGUGCCAAUUAUCCCGAGUAUUGGGUACGGUAUGUCUUAUGCAUGGAAGUUUGUGGGAGCAUGGAUCUUGCUAACAAUGCACUUGCUCGUUCAACUCAGGUAUUUGUCAAGAGACAGCCAGAGAUUCACCUUUUUGCUGCCCGUUUUAGAGAGCAGAAUGGAGACAUACCAGGUGCCCGAGCUGCAUACCAACUUUUACACACUGAAACUGCACCUGGUCUUCUUGAAGCAGUUGUUAAGCAUGCAAACAUGGAAUAUAGGCUGGGAAACCUCAAUGAUGCUUGCUCUUUAUAUGAGCAGGCCACAGCUAUCGAAAAAGGAAAAGAGCAUUCUCAGGUGUUACCAAUGCUAUAUGCACAAUAUUCCCGAUUUUUGUAUUUGGUUUCUGGCAAUUUGGAUAAGGCUAGAGAAAUUCUAGUUGAAGCACUUGAGAAUGUCCAAUUAUCAAAACCACUUCUUGAGGCCUUCAUACAUCUUGAAUCAAUUCAGUCACAACCAAAGCGAAUUGAUUAUUUAGAUUCUUUAGUGGAGAAGUUCAUCGCAUCCAACACAGAUAGCUUUGCAAGUGCUGCUGAUAGAGAAGAACUAUCCUGCAUUUUCUUAGAGUUUUUGGGUAUGUUUGGGGAUGCACAAUCUAUUAAGAAGGCCGAUGAUCGGCAUGCAAAGCUCUUUCUACCUCAUAGAAGCAAGUCAGAGUUAAAGAAGCGCCAUGCAGAGGAUUACCUAACUUCAGAUAAGACAAAAUUAGCAAAACCUUAUGGUGAUGAUAGUUCACCUGCACAGUCCCUUAUUGGUGCUUAUCCUCCAAGUGCACAAAAUCAGUGGGCAGCAGGUUAUGGUGUGCAGUCUCAAGCUUGGCCACCAGCUACACAAGGACAACAGUGGACUCCUGGCUAUGGCCAACAACAGCAGGCUGCAUAUGGUGGUUAUGCAAACAGCUAUACUACUCCACAAGUGCCCACUUCUGCUGCACAAACAGCUACAUAUGGUGCUUAUCCUCCAACCUAUCCUACCCAGCAGGCUUUCCCUCAACAAAGUUAUGCACAACCUGCUGCAACAGCGGCAUUGGCUCCAGCACAGCAGCCAGCUGCUGUUCCUCAGCCCUAUUGUGGGAGUUACUACUAGCUGGCAGGACUUUUCCGGUCAUCAACGAUUUCCAUGGUUUUGUAUGGAACACAAGGGUAUGGUGUAGCAGAAAUGAAUGAAUGGAGGUGGGGGAUGAAGGAACAAGCUAUUUAUUUUCUCUAGUCACUAUAGCGGCAUUGUAGUUAGUCUUAACAAUUUUUUUCUUUCUAUUUUUGAUGUAUUUUUAGUGUUAGUUUUCAACAGUUUUUUCAUAAGGUAGCCUGGAGUUUAUAUAUUGAUACUGAAAUGAUAAUGUGGGAAAAAAAGAUUUAGUUUGAAA